Peronospora matthiolae is the source of this 423-nucleotide messenger RNA. Lineage: Eukaryota; Oomycota; Peronosporomycetes; Peronosporales; Peronosporaceae. The record is from the annotation of a GenBank genome assembly.
AUGAUCGUCUGCAUCGCGGUCAUGGGAGCUGCGAACAGUCCCCUAUACAUCCGCACGUUUGGUCAAGAGAGCGAAGACUUGGGCUUUCAUUACAUCGCGCACGUGUCGCUCGACAUCAUUGAAGAAAAGCUGCAGAACGGAGGCAUCAGCAGCUCCAAGGACGACAUGUAUCUGGGCUUCCUGGGACCAAUUGAGGACCAACGAGUGUAUGGCUACGUGACCAACUCGUCGGUCAAGUUUGUGGUGCUGCUGCAAGAUGCGUCUGUGCGCGAGGUGGAGCUGCGAUCGCUCUUGGCAGAGGUGCACCAUCUGUACGUGAACGCCAUGUCAAACCCUUUUGCUCCACUGGGAGAGCGUCUCUCGUCGCAGAUGUUCGACAAGCGCGUGUCAAAUCUUGUCGUCCAGCACAACACAAGUAGCUAA